Molecule: messenger RNA, 1284 nt
Organism: Colletotrichum paranaense
Lineage: Eukaryota; Fungi; Ascomycota; Sordariomycetes; Glomerellales; Glomerellaceae
Exons: 1
Coding region: 1-1284 (427 amino acids)
Source: RefSeq, a predicted model, not a curated record
AUGGCCGCGGCAGGUAUGGUUCUCGCCAACAGUCGUCGUCAUCAGCAAAGGUUGCGACGAAAUCGUCUUCCUCCUGAAGAGGUCCAUGUCGAGUUCCAGGUGCCCGUAUACCCAUCCGAUGAACAGAGCAUCGCCAAAACAUGUCAAGAAACACCUCUACAAUCAGCCUGGGCGUGGUUCGCUCUACUUUUUGGUAGAAUGAGAAAAGACGCAUUAUACCAAGGACCAGGCCUCGAUCAAAUCAUGCCUACCGAGUUGCUCCUCGCCAUCUCCGCUUAUCUCACCAUGGUCGACCGCGCAGUCCUAUCUCUGACGAGCAUGAGAAUGUGGGCCAUUUUCGGAGAGAACAACUUUCUACUGAGUCUACCGUCUCAAAAGAAACUCGAGCUGCUGACGUUGCUGGUGAGAGACGCCGAUGAGCACAAAAACGGCAACGUCCUCUGCAGGCCCUGUCAGAUCUUCCACGACCCUUACUUGUCGAUACCCACCGCCUCUCACAGCAGCACCGGCGCCAAGGGCAGCGGCUAUAAUCGUCCCUGUCUUCAGGAACCCGCAAACCCGCAUCAGAGACUAGUUUCACCCUAUCUCCACCGCACCCUUCACUUCAACGUCCUCAAGCACUUCCAGGCUGAUAAGCGUUCUAAAGUGAAUCUGUAUGGCCCUGAUCAACUUUAUCUAGUCGAUUCCGUUGCAUAUUGCCACGAGAGCAUUAAGGCAGCGGUUGAACAAAUCAUGACGUGCCGUAUCUCGACAGAAGGCGAAUUGCUCGUAAAGACCGUCACAGACCUUUCCGCGACCAGAAAUGACGUCCCUUACCUUUAUCAAGUACUAGAACGGAACAACCUCAUCAAAUGUUGCGGGCAUAUGUACUGGGCAGCGAGGUAUCCUUUCAUAUUUCAGCAUAAUAUGCAGUAUUAUACCGACCCUGUCGACCUUGCGAGAUACAGACGAGAAUGGGAAUCUGAUGAUCUGAGAAGGAUACGAAAUAUCUGGCAUCCGGAUGAGGAGCCCCAGCAUUCAAUGGACAAUAGGCGUAUGCGUGCCUGUGCCUUUUGUUACACCAACUAUACGUAUGAAUGGAGAGAUGUGGAUGGGAACCGAAUCGUUCGACUCAUCUCAUAUAAAAACCUCGGAAAGGGAGAGGAUAUGAACGAUGUGAAGUGGGCAUCGCAUUUUAAAUACAGGGCCUGUUCAAGGGAGGACAUCAUUCGAUUGCACUGGUGGGAAGGGUUCGGCUCAACACAUACUUGGGUGGGACCUGGCGAGAGCGAGAUAAAGGCAUAG